Messenger RNA from Calliphora vicina (urban bluebottle blowfly), 740 nucleotides. Its product is annotated as ladderlectin-like. The record is from RefSeq and is a predicted model, not a curated record. The transcript is spliced from 2 exons. The coding region runs from base 9 to 659 and encodes 216 amino acids. Gene Ontology annotation, molecular function: signaling receptor activity. NCBI's taxonomy places the organism in Eukaryota, Metazoa, Arthropoda, Insecta, Diptera, Calliphoridae.
AAUACAAAAUGGAAAAGUCUCUUCAGUUAUUUGCAAUACUUUUAAUAAGUUUUAUACAAAUUCAGUCAAUUUAUUCUAUUGACAAUUUAUAUACAUCGAACCGUAAUAAUAUCUAUUAUAUGGAUAAUGAAUUAAAGUACACUUGGUUUAAUGCUUUGGCCAAAUGCAAUAGCAUGAACAUGAGUUUGGUCACAAUUGAUACGAAGGAGAAAUCUGACGAGAUCACAGACUUAAUGAAAAAUACAUUUGCGAAAGUAAAUCCUUUGUGGAUAGGCGGUGUUGCUAUAGGCAGUGAUCAUCAUUAUGUUUGGAUUUCAACCGGCCGCAAAUUCACUUUCACCAAUUGGGCUGCUGGAGAACCAAGUUAUUCUUCCGAAACCGAACUUUGCCUUUUAAAUGGUUGGUCAGAUAAAAUGCUGUGGAACGAUCAUCAAUGUCACAAAAAUUAUGGUGUAAUGUGUGAGUAUGGUAAGGACUAUAAUAGGGUGCAGGAAAUGAAAACAAAAUUACAGGAUGAAUUGGAUAAGGAACAAAAUCUUCAAACCGAAUUGGAUAAGAAACAGUUAAUGCUGCAGUUGUUGCUGGAUUAUAGGACUUCUCGUGGCAAUAACGACGAGGGACGUAAUACAAGGCAUGACUUACAUGUGAAAGUUAAUUAAAAUGCUUAAGAUAUUUAUAAAGAUACUUAAAACAAAAAAUAUGAAACUUUAAAGAGUUUGAAAAUAAAAUGUAUUAGUUUA